Messenger RNA from Macrosiphum euphorbiae (potato aphid), 264 nucleotides. Lineage: Eukaryota; Metazoa; Arthropoda; Insecta; Hemiptera; Aphididae. The record is from the annotation of a GenBank genome assembly.
AUGGAUAACAAUAAAAAACGUAAUUUGAACAGCGAUUUAAAUAAUUGUUUGCAAAGUUUAGACUCACCUAAAAUCACAGAAAGAAAGAUAAAAAGACAAGAAAUUCAACAGCUUUUGGAGAAUGAUGAAGUCGUUGAAGUUUUGAAUAUUAACAGUGGUCUGCAACAGUUAAAUCAAUCUCAAAGUAUUGAUGGUAAUGGUCAUGUGACGUGGAUUAGUCUUCUUAAAUAUUAUCAUAGAAGUUUAAUACUGGUUAGUAAUUAG